Molecule: messenger RNA, 1480 nt
Organism: Brienomyrus brachyistius
Lineage: Eukaryota; Metazoa; Chordata; Actinopteri; Osteoglossiformes; Mormyridae
Gene: mrpl3
Product: mitochondrial ribosomal protein L3
Exons: 10
Coding region: 144-1184 (346 amino acids)
Biological process (GO): translation
Cellular component (GO): ribosome; mitochondrial large ribosomal subunit
Molecular function (GO): structural constituent of ribosome
Source: RefSeq, a predicted model, not a curated record
UUGACGGACGGACCCGGAAGUGCUCAGGGUGACAUUUCACUAGCCGGAGCACCGCAUGAGCAUGUUUCAGAUGCUAUUCAGGAUAGACGGGAUCUACGUUGGGUGACAUUUAUUCAUAUAUCUUUUAAGUUCACGCACCCAUAAUGACGACUUUUUGUUGCAAGUUUCUGAGACUACCAGAUUCACUACUGAAGGGAUCUAAUAUUUUCUAUCGGUCCAUAAUAACACCAGAAAGUUCGCUGGGUCUGCAGUUUGUACGGACCCUCAGAAGUGCCACUUGGUGGGAUGAGCAUCUGUCGAAGGAGAACACGGAGUUUAUGAGGAAGGAUGUUGCUGAGGAGUAUGACAGCCUGACAGCCAGCAGGCUGUACCCACUCAAAGACGACCCAUGGCCCAGGCACAAGUGGGAGCCAGGAAGCCGCCGGGUAGGACUGGUGGCGCUGAAGCUGGGGAUGAUGCCAGUGUGGACCAAGCAGGGGGAGCGGCAUCCGGUCACCUUGCUGCAGGUACAGGACUGUCAUGUGGUGCGCUACCUCUCCAGAGAAGAACAUAACGGGAAGAGUGCAGCCCUCAUAGUAGGAGCCAGAAACGUGUCUCCAUUUUACAGGACAGAGAAGCAGAUGGCGAUGUUUCGGAGUGUCGGCCUGCCCCCAAAGCAGAAACUCACGGUGUUCAGCGUCACAGACAAUGCCAUCGUCAAGCCAGGCACUCCGCUCCAUGCCGCCCACUUCAGGCCAGGACAGUAUGUCGACAUCACAGCCAAAACAAUCGGCAAAGGCUUCCAGGGGGUGAUGAAGAGGUGGGGCUUCGGGGGGCAGCCCGCAUCACACGGACAGACAAAGACGCACCGGAGGCCAGGCGCCUCAGGGCCGGGUGGGGAUCCGGCUAAAGUCUUCAAAGGCAAGAAGAUGCCCGGGCAAAUGGGGAAUGUCUACAGAACUUCCUUCGGCUUAAAGGUGUGGCGAGUCAACACCAAGUACAACAUCCUCUACGUGCACGGCUCUGUUCCCGGACACCGCAGCUGCUUGGUGAAGGUGAGGGACACCAACCUGCCCACCCGGCUGGAGAACAAUCAGAAUCCACCGUUCCCCACCUUCUUCUCCGAGGAUGAAGAGCAGCUUCCGGAAGACCUCUACGAUGACGAUAUCUUCCAGUUUGACGAGGAGUCCAUUAAACUGGCAUAAGGGGAGGGCGGGUGGGGGUGGGCAGCUGCCCUUGUCAUCACCAUGGCGACCAGUCCGUGAUGAGAGACACUGGGGAACACGCCAAAUACAGGAUGUCUGAGUGGACCCACAAUUCUCUAAGCUGGAAGCCGCCACUUAACAUGGACUCGAGAAGCAGAAUUCCCCUUUUUCAGCGCAUUUGUGCCUGUCACAGCUUAUCUGUACACCUGGUGUCUUCAUUCCUGCUCGUAACUGAUCAUCCAGUAUGUUGAGGUUCUGUCAGUUCUGUUUUAUCUGUGAUAAAAGUCAAACAUGGA